Acomys russatus (golden spiny mouse) is the source of this 2973-nucleotide messenger RNA. RefSeq names its product FCH and mu domain containing endocytic adaptor 1 (gene Fcho1). NCBI's taxonomy places the organism in Eukaryota, Metazoa, Chordata, Mammalia, Rodentia, Muridae. The record is from RefSeq and is a predicted model, not a curated record. Gene Ontology annotation, cellular component: clathrin-coated vesicle; plasma membrane; clathrin-coated pit. The transcript is spliced from 27 exons. Bases 233 to 2854 code for a protein of 873 amino acids. Gene Ontology annotation, biological process: clathrin coat assembly; clathrin-dependent endocytosis.
UUAUGUAUGAAGACACAGGCUCCUGUGACAGGGACCUCGGUGUGCUGAGGAGGCCCUGCAUGUCCCUCAUCCCUCCCGUGCUCCUGGCCCUGCCCCUGUGCACAGUGACCUGCAGUCUCUUCUGGGUUUUCUGUCUCCUACAGAUGGAGAAACUGAGGCACAGAGCUGAGUGACGUGGAGCCAGACAUACACAGGACUGAGGCCAGCAGGGGUCUCCACAGAGGCCACCAGGAUGUCAUAUUUUGGGGAACACUUUUGGGGCGACAAAAACCAUGGCUUUGAGGUCCUCUACCACUGUGUGAAGCAGGGUCCCGUAGCCACCAAGGAGCUGGCUGACUUCAUUAGGGAAAGGGCCAGCGUCGAGGAAACAUACUCGAAGGCCAUGGCCAAACUGUCCCGGUUGGCCAGCAACGGGACCCCCAUGGGGACCUUCGCCCCGCUCUGGGAGGUUUUCCGUGUGUCCUCGGACAAGCUGGCGCUGUGCCACCUGGAGCUGACUCGGAAGCUGCAUGACCUCCUCAAGGAUGUGCUGCGCUAUGGCGAGGAGCAGCUCAAGGCCCACAAGAAGUGCAAGGAGGAAGUUCUGGGCACUGUGGAUGCAGUGCAGGUGUUGGCAGGCGUGGGUCAGCUGCUGCCAAAGUCUCGGGAGAAUUACCUGAGCCGCUGCAUGGACCUGGAGCGGCUUCGCAGAGAGAGCACCAGCCAGAAGGAGAUGGACAAGGCAGAAACCAAAAGCAAGAAGGCAGCCGACAGCCUGCGGCGAUCCGUGGAGAAGUACAACUCAGCCCGCGCUGACUUCGAGAUCAAGAUGCUGGACUCGGCCCUGCGCUUUCAGGCCAUGGAGGAGGCGCACUUGCAACACAUGAAGGCCUUGCUGGGCUCCUACGCACACUCAGUGGAGGACACCCAUGUGCAGAUCGGGCAGGUGCAUGAGGAGUUUAAGCAGAACGUGGAAAAUGUCACCGUGGACAUGCUCCUCAGGAAGUUUGCGGAGAGCAAGGGCACCGGCCGCGAGAAGCCUGGGCCUCUGGACUUCGAUGCAUACAGCUCAGCUGCCCUGCAGGAAGCAAUGAAACGUCUCCGGGGAGCCAAGGCCUUCCGCCUGCCAGGACUGAGCCGGAGGGAGCCCCGUGCAUCUGUUGACUUCCUGGAGUCUGAUUCUGGGGUACCUCCCGAGGUGGAUGAAGAAGGCUUCACUGUGCGCCCAGAUGUGUCUCAGAGCAGUGCAGCCGAACCCCCACGUUUCUCCUCUAGCGACUCUGAUUUUGACGACGAGGAGCCUAGAAAGUUCUAUGUCCACAUCAAGCCUGCCCCCACCCGUGCUGUGGCCUGCAGCUCCGAGGCUGCGGCUGCCCAGCUCAGGGCCACAGCUGGCAGCCUUAUCCUCCCUCCAGGGCCAGGGGGCACCAUGAAACGUCACUCAUCACGAGACGCAUCUGGGAAGCCGCAGAGACCCCGGUCAGCCCCACGCACUGGCAGCGGCCCAGAGAAGCCGCUGGCCUCUGAGGAGCCGCUGUCCAAGAGCCUCUUCGGGCCGCCGCUGGAGUCCGCCUUCGACCACGAGGACUUUACAGGCUCCAGCAGCCUGGGCUUCACGUCCAGCCCGUCCCCUUUCUCAUCCUCUUCCCCUGAGAAUGUGGAAGACUCCGGCCUGGACUCUCCGUCGCACGCUGCCCCUGGCCCAUCCCCUGAGUCCUGGGUCCCCCGGCCGGGUACCCCGCAGAGUCCACCCACCUACAGGGCGCAGCACCCUGAGGCCAGGGGCCCAAUGCCCCGUGUGCCCUCCCCAGGUCCUUGGGGGCCAGAGGCAGGCGCAGACUCCAUGACGCCCCCUGACUCCAUCAGGGAGGGGCUGGCUGCGCCACCAAGGAAACCUCGGUCCAGGAAAGUGUCCUGUCCCCUCACCAGGAGCAACGGCGACCUAUGCCGGUCGCUCAGCCCUUCCCCGCUGGCAUCUUCUGCCCCCAACAUCGCAUCAGAUCGGCCCAGCUUCUCCACCCAGAUGGGACAUGGCAUCUCCCGUGGCCCCAGCCCUGUGGUCCUGGGAUCCCAGGACACCCUGCCCGUAGCCACAGCCUUCACUGAAUAUGUCCACGCCUAUUUCCGAGGCCACAGCCCCAGUUGCCUGGCUCGAGUCACCGGGGAGUUGACCAUGACCUUUCCUGCGGGCAUCGUGCGUGUGUUCAGUGGGACCCCACCCCCACCAGUCCUCAGCUUCCGCCUGGUGCACACUGCCCCUGUGGAACACUUCCAGCCCAACGCUGACCUGAUCUUCAGUGACCCCUCCCAGAGUGACCCGGAGACCAAAGACUUCUGGCUGAACAUGGCGGCGCUGACAGAAGCCCUGCAGCACCAGGCGGAGCAGAAUCCCACCGCCUCCUACUACAACCUGGUGCUCCUUCGGUACCAGUUCUCCCGACCUGGACCCGAGUCAGUGCCCUUGCAAAUGAGCGCCCACUGGCAGUGCGGGCCCACGCUUACGCGGGUCUCGGUGGAGUACAGCUACCGUGCAGGCGCCACUGCCGUGUCCACGCCGCUCACUAACGUCCAGAUCCUGCUGCCUGUGGGGGAGCCGGUGACCAGCGUGCGGCUCCAGCCUGCCGCCACCUGGAACACAGAGGAAAAAAGGUUCACGUGGAAGCUGCCAGAUGUGUGUGAGGCAGGGGGCUCGGGCCACCUGUCCGCCAGCUGGCAGCCGCAGUCGGGGCCCAGCACCCCCAGCCCCGUAGCUGCGCAGUUCACCAGCGAGGGUGCCACACUGUCCGGCCUAGACCUGGAGCUGCUGGGCGGCGGCUACCGCAUGUCCCUGGUGAAGCGGAGGUUCGCCACAGGGAUGUACCUUGCCAGCUGCUGAGGUGCUUGGGUUGCCUGCCCUCCUGCCACUGCUCCCCGGGCUGGACUCUGUGGACAGGGCCCCCAUCCCAGCCUGGCUGAGCCAACUCCUCCAUCUGUCCGUCCUCCCGUCCAGUCCGU